GUUAGCUCCCGCAGGCUAACUUUGUCUCCCAGUUGUUGUGCGGAUCUCCCGAAGUUUCGGGACUCGGUUCGGUAAUUUUGGGUCUUUCUUUUCUACAUCGAUGUGAAUUUUACCGAGGAGACGGAGAAAUGAACGGGAGCACCAAUCCGCUGCUGGACAAAGAGGAGCAUGUGCUGAAGCUCGGAGAAAGCUUCGAGAAGAGGCCAAAAUCUUCCUUUCACACCAUCAGAUAUGACUUCAAACCAGCAUCUAUCGACACGAGCUGCGAGGGAGAGCUACAAGUUGGGAAAGGAGACGAAGUUACCAUCACGUUACCUCACAUUCCAGGCUCCACGCCGCCCAUGACAGUGUUCAAAGGAAACAAGCGGCCGUACCAGAAGGACUGCGUGCUCAUCAUCAACCACGACACCGGCGAGUUCGUGCUGGAGAAGCUGAGCAGCAGCAUCCAGGUCAAGAAAACCAGGGCGGAGGGCAGCAGUAAGAUCCAGGCGCGCAUCGAGCAGCAGUCGGUUCGCUCCAGUCAGCCCAGCUCUCAGUUCCGGGCCCCCACCAAGCCGGGGGCCGGGGUCAAGACCUCCCCGUCCCCCUCUAAAGAUAAUCCCUCCCCGGAGCCUCAGCUCGACGACAUCAAGAGAGAGCUGCGAGCGGAGGUGGAGGUGAUCGAGCAGAUGAGCAGCAGCGGCAGCAGCAGCUCCUCCGACUCGGCCAGCGCCUCGGGGAGCGGUGACGACAGCAGCAGCAGCGACGGCGAGCACGACCCCCCGACCGCUCAGCCAGACCUCCCCAAACGCCACCCGAUGGUCAACGGAGGAGCCGACCGGCAGCAGGGCAACAACCAGCUCAUGAACACACUCCGAAACGACCUCCAGCUGAGCGAGUCGGGCAGCGACAGCGACGAACGACUGAACUCUCUGCUGGUCAGUCCCCCCUCCCUCCCCCUCUCUGCCUCCCCCUCUCUGCCUGCCUCUCUCUGUCGGGGCAGAAAAUACCCCAAAACACGGAAGAAGCCCUAA
Messenger RNA from Plectropomus leopardus (leopard coralgrouper), 1013 nucleotides. The record is from RefSeq and is a predicted model, not a curated record. Lineage: Eukaryota; Metazoa; Chordata; Actinopteri; Perciformes; Serranidae.